UAAAUGCUUGUCUUUUUUAUUCCAGACGUCCCAACCUCAGAGCAGCCUGAACUUUUCCUCAAGAAACUUCAGCAGUGCUGUGUCAUUUUUGAUUUUAUGGAUACAUUGUCCGAUCUUAAAAUGAAAGAAUACAAGCGCUCUACUCUGAACGAGUUGGUGGACUACAUCACAAUAAGCAGAGGCUGCCUCACAGAACAGACGUACCCUGAAGUAGUAAGAAUGGUAUCCUGCAAUAUAUUUAGAACCCUCCCUCCGAGUGACAGCAAUGAGUUUGAUCCUGAGGAAGAUGAACCAACUCUCGAGGCAUCAUGGCCUCAUUUACAGCUUGUAUAUGAAUUUUUCAUAAGAUUUUUGGAAAGCCAAGAAUUUCAGCCCAGUGUUGCCAAAAAGUACAUAGAUCAAAAAUUUGUAUUACAGCUGUUAGAGCUUUUUGACAGUGAAGACCCUCGUGAAAGGGACUAUUUAAAAACAGUCUUACACAGAAUUUAUGGCAAAUUCCUGGGACUUAGAGCAUUUAUUCGAAAACAGAUUAACAAUAUUUUUCUACGAUUUGUUUAUGAAACUGAACACUUUAAUGGUGUAGCAGAACUGCUGGAAAUAUUAGGAAGUAUUAUAAAUGGCUUUGCAUUACCUUUGAAAGCGGAGCAUAAACAGUUUCUUGUGAAAGUGCUGAUUCCUCUGCACACGGUCAGGAGCUUAUCUCUCUUCCACGCACAGCUGGCAUACUGCAUAGUACAAUUUCUGGAAAAAGACCCCACACUCACAGAACCAGUUAUUAGAGGAUUGAUGAAAUUUUGGCCAAAAACAUGUAGUCAAAAAGAGGUUAUGUUUCUUGGGGAGCUUGAAGAGAUCUUGGAUGUCAUUGAACCAUCACAGUUUGUUAAAAUCCAGGAGCCUUUGUUUAAACAGAUUUCCAAGUGUGUCUCCAGCCCUCAUUUCCAGGUGGCAGAGCGGGCUUUAUACUAUUGGAACAAUGAAUACAUAAUGAGUUUAAUAGAGGAGAACUCGAAUGUGAUCCUUCCUAUCAUGUUUGCAAGCCUCUACAGGAUUUCUAAAGAACACUGGAAUCCGGCUAUCGUGGCUCUUGUCUACAAUGUGUUAAAAGCGUUUAUGGAGAUGAACAGCACUUUGUUUGAUGAACUGACCGCCACAUACAAGUCAGAUCGCCAGCGGUAA
Staurois parvus is the source of this 1176-nucleotide messenger RNA. Lineage: Eukaryota; Metazoa; Chordata; Amphibia; Anura; Ranidae. The record is from the annotation of a GenBank genome assembly.